AUGUCACUCCAGAGCGCGGCAGACGUGCCGCUUCUCAUUAGCUCUCCCAAUUCGUCCUCAGAGCGCCGUAUAUCGCCGUCGUGGUCUGUUGCGCAGCUCAAGGCCCGCCUGGAGCCCAUCACCGGUGUGCCCGCCAGCAGUCAACAGCUGUCGCUGCGCGUGGGCUCUCAGGAUGCCGUCGCCCUCACGGCCGCCGACGAGGAACAGACGCGUCUUGCUGCCUUUCCGCUGCAGCCGUAUGCGGAGAUAACCGUCGUUGACACUCGUCCGCCGGGUGCGAGGACGGACUUCACCGACCUGUCGUCCGUUGAGAAGUACGAAAUGCCCGCUGCUGAGUACGAGCAUCGGACCGACAGCGUACUUGCAUGGAAGAAGGCGCAAAAGCUGGGUCGUUUUGACCCCGAUGCUCCCAGCAUCGAGCAGCAAAAGAUCCGCGCCUCAGAACGGGAGGUAGAGGAACGAGGCCUUUCUGUAAACGGUCGUGUUCGCCUCCUACCCGAGUCAGAUGCGCGUCGGGGAACCAUCUCCUAUAUUGGCCUUGUCCCUGAGAUACCGGGUAUAGGCGUCUGGAUCGGCGUCACCCUCGACGAACCGACAGGCAAGAACGAUGGCAGCGUCAAGGGCAAGCGAUACUUUGAGUGCGCCAGCAAUUACGGCGUCUUUGUGCGACCUGAACGCUGCGAGGCCGGCGAUUUCCCCGCCCUCGACAUGGGGGAUGAGGAUCUGGAGGAGCUGUGA
Molecule: messenger RNA, 738 nt
Organism: Alternaria ethzedia
Lineage: Eukaryota; Fungi; Ascomycota; Dothideomycetes; Pleosporales; Pleosporaceae
Exons: 3
Coding region: 1-738 (245 amino acids)
Biological process (GO): cytoplasmic microtubule organization; post-chaperonin tubulin folding pathway; tubulin complex assembly
Cellular component (GO): cytoplasm; nucleus; microtubule plus-end
Molecular function (GO): microtubule plus-end binding; alpha-tubulin binding
Source: RefSeq, a predicted model, not a curated record